Molecule: messenger RNA, 1032 nt
Organism: Lathyrus oleraceus (garden pea)
Lineage: Eukaryota; Viridiplantae; Streptophyta; Magnoliopsida; Fabales; Fabaceae
Product: protein MKS1
Exons: 1
Coding region: 208-843 (211 amino acids)
Cellular component (GO): nucleus
Source: RefSeq, a predicted model, not a curated record
ACACUCUGUCUCUCUUGGUCAAUAAACUACUAUCUACAUUUCCUUGAAUCUUCUUCCCAAGAUAAACAAAUAUAAAUUAUAUCUUACUUAUUUUUAUUUUUCAAUUAAAUCAAUAUACAAACUUAACUUAUUAUUACUUCCAUUUUCAAUCCAUACACUUUUUUCUUUUCCUCUUAAUAACUCACUUUCUUAACCACCACCACCACCAUGAACCUACCGGAAUUUCCCUCCUGCGGAACCUUAACACCGUCUCCAAAGAAAGAGCUACAAAUACAAGGCACACGUCCGCCGCCUCUCAGAGUCAGCAAAGAAUCUCACACAAUCCGGAAACCUCCGCUUCCUCCGGCGGCUCAUCACCAUCCUCCUGCAGGAGCCUCACAGCACCGACAACCUCUCAUCAUCUACUCCGUUUCUCCGAAAGUCCUCCAUGUUACAGAAAACGACUUCAUGGACGUUGUCCAGCGUCUCACCGGACCUUCCACAGGCGAUGAAGCUUAUCAACAAUCAGGAGCGGUUUCACCGGCGGCGAGGCUUGCGUCUAUCGAAAGAACGAGUCCGACGGAGAGAGACAGGGCUCAAAACGUAGACGACGACUUGACGUGGUUACUAGAAGGAGUUGAAAUGGGACAGUUCCCUGGGAUAUUAUCUCCGGCACCUGCGACUUUACCGCCGAUAUCGCAGGGUUUUUUUUCACCUAUGAACGAACCACAAACGACGCCGUUUUGGCAUGAUAUGAGUCCGUUUUGGUAUGGUAGUAGCUUCGUUGGGAGUCCGUCGGGUUUACUUUCCGCCGCCGUGGUAUCUCCGUUGCCAUCGCCAGAUCUGUUUAGUAUAUUCGACUAAUUUUUAAUUUUUUUUUAGAAAUGUCUUUUUUUUUUUGACUUUUCAUUGAUGAUUUUGAUUAGGAACGUUGAAAAUUCAACAUUUAUUCACUGACUUUUUGUGCCAUAUCAACCAUAAGUUUUGUUUUGGUCUUCUGUAUAUUGGUGUAAUGGGAAAUAAAUAUCAAACAAAUGUCCAAGCUUUGGUCCA